This is a messenger RNA of Penicillium canariense, 234 nucleotides long. Its product is annotated as cytochrome c oxidase VIIc family protein. NCBI's taxonomy places the organism in Eukaryota, Fungi, Ascomycota, Eurotiomycetes, Eurotiales, Aspergillaceae. Gene Ontology annotation, biological process: mitochondrial electron transport, cytochrome c to oxygen. The coding region runs from base 1 to 234 and encodes 77 amino acids. The record is from RefSeq and is a predicted model, not a curated record. The transcript is spliced from 3 exons.
AUGUACGCCUCCUCCGCUAUCCGCGCCCGACUGGCCACCGUCGCUGCCCGUCGUGGCUUCUCCACCACUCGCGCCCAGCUCGGCAGCCCCUACCACUACGCUGAGGGCCCUCGCACCAACAUCCCCUUCAACCCCUUGACCAAGCACUUCUUCUGGCGCUACUGGGCUUUCAUGGUUACCGGAUUCGGUGCCCCCUUCGCCAUUGCCGUCUGGCAAACCUACAAGACUAAAUAA